CUUUCGUUCUUUCUAGCUAACCGGCGCCGGUAUGGCGGCUGAGGGUGCGAAGCAGGCCCUCGUCGCGGCCUUCUUUUUCGGAAUUGUGUUGAACGCCGCGUCUGCCGCCCUCGUUCUCUACCUCAGAGGCUGCGGCCUCGCAUCGUUAAUUCGGGACAGCCAGAGGCUGGUCCUCGUUCUGUUUCUUCUCAGCGCAGCCCUAUGGGCUCAGCUCGACUUCAUCACCAUCCUUGUCGACGUCUCAAGGUCGCCAACUCCGUGCCAGGUCGGCAUCAUCUUCUCCACCGUAUUCGACCAGUUUGCGAGGUUCUCGAUCGAGCAAUUUCUCUUGUGGGGGUUGAAUACCAAUAAUGGCGCGAGAGUUUCGCCAACACAGCUGAUUCCCCAAAUCCUGGUCCUGGCCAGGUUUCUCGCGGGGGCUGUGUUUAUCGGCUUCACCAGGCCUCAGACUGAGACAUUCUGCGUUGCGACAACGUCUGCGCUCCCUAUCGGGAUCUUGGUCACAGCACUGGAUGGCGUCAUAAUUUUGCUCCUGAUCGUCAGAGCAUACUUUGCCGGGGUGGUUGCGAAAGGGAAUUGUGAAGGCCAAGGAAACACCGCGGACCGGGUCAAGGCGCUGAGUUCUGUCAUCUUGGGUCUCGUAUUCUGGACGGGGACGAGUGUACCACUCCUUCUCGGACUUGGGUCUUUGGCUUUGGCUACUAGGACAGCUCUUCCAGCCGGAGGCUUGCUAGCCGUCAUUGUUUCAGUGGCAGGCGGUGCUGCGACCCUAACCAGGCCCCGAACUACGGACUCCAGGCCGCCAGAGGCGCCGUCACCGAGGCGUAUCAACAUCACCCGUGAUAUCUCUACAUCCGACACAAACUAUCCUCCGAGUCGCUACGAAGAUCUGAAGGACGCAGCCAUCCGAUCUUCCACCACGUUUGUCAACCCUCGAGAGGUGCCGAGGGUCAAGGACGAAAGCAGUGUUGGUUUCCCGUUUGGGACCAAAAGUGAACUUCAAGAGGAGCCAGUGACGCCUCUCCCGGCAAUCACAGCGUCAGUGUCGAAUGUCGCUUGGAAGUUGGACAGGACCAUAACUUCGAAAAGAAGUCUGCUUGGCUUUCCAAAGGGAAAAUUAGCCAUCAGUCACCCGAUUUUACAGGAGAACGCUGGCCGGAAUCCGCUGGACAAAAUAGCAGUCAUGGACUUGCAGGCGGCCGCGAUCGCAGACAAGGAGAGAAGAGCCAGGUUGCAGGAAGAUGAAACCGCGCCGAUUGGCCGCCCGGCUGGGCCAUUGAUGGGAACGACUCAAGAGGAUGCUCUGAAACGCGGAGUCAGCCUCAAGAGGAAGGAGGUUGCCUCAGUAACAACUCGAGAGAGCGUUUUCCCUGGAGCACUUCGGCCGGAAUUAGUCGCGAGCACCACCUCGGCGCAGCUGUCUCCAGGCGGAGAGGAAACUCGGCGGAGGUCCCUGCGACAAUCAAUCCAGGAGGAACCAAUACAGGCACGACAGCCUUCACCGGUGCACGCUGUGGACUCCGUCGAGCCCCGGUCCGAAUCGCAGCAAGACCGCCCGCUGACCAUUCUGCAACCUCUGUUGAGACCUAACAUUCGUCCCUCAAGAAUGCUUCCUCCGUCACCGAAGUCACCGCCUCCGGAGCCGGCCAAAACUCCUCUUCAGAGGCGCCCAACUAUCGGUCUUCCGUCGAACCCAAAGGCACGGGGUCUCAGAGUCGCCGAAGAAGCUGGAUCACAGCACCGCACCGUCCUCUUUGUGAACAACAUUGAAUACAAAGACCCACUAGCAGUCGAGGCCAUCAUCCAGGGCGCUGGCAGCAUUGCGACGAAACUCGACCCUGCUGGCCCCACUGCAGAGACUCCUGGAACUUCAAGCUCGGUCGUCAAUCGCCCUCGCCCUAUUCCGCGAAAGACUGCAGAUUUACCAAUGCAAGCAAAUUCAGAAACUCUGACUCACAGACGAAGCAAGUCUGGCGGCUCUCUGAUGGGACGGAAAUCUCUCCUGGCCUCAUCGCCAGGAAGUCCGACCCAGCUUCCUCCUCUCCCCAGUCUGCCGAAGAGCGCGACGAUGCCAUCGAGGCCUUAUCCCAGCAAGACUAAGAGUAUGACUUUUGAGGAGAAGGUUACGCUACUGUUCCCAAGUCCUCCGAGCGGAAAGACCGGCAAGCGAAAUUUGCCAGUCCCUAAGAUCCCACGCAUUCCAGCGCCGUUCAUGGACAUGGACUCGUCCCCCAGCGAGCCGCCUCACCAUGGGGCCUCCAAGCGAACGACAAACACAUCCCUGCGGACUGAGAGUGUUCUGGAAGUUGAUGAGAUUCCCCGCUUGCCGGGAAAGAUCGCGGUGAAUACUACAGGAGAAGCCGGAAGCUCGUGGCUUCGCGCAUUUGGUGACGGGAAGGACGACGCCAAGCUUGAUAAAAUACUGGCUGCUGCGCAAGUAAGCGGGAAGCGCGGCUCGUCACCCAUACUCCCGGCAAUUCCCCGCGUAUCAGCUUGGACAGAGACGACCUACGACAAAUCCGAAGAUGAGGCGACCAACUGGAGUUCUGUAAAUUCUCCGGAGCUUGCAGUCAGUGUUCCGGUCGUGCAGCUUGGUAUACCGUCGUCUACCCAAAUACCCGCUUCGAGGACCUCCGAGCUAUCCUUCGCAGAUAAUCGCAGCAGAGAAACGCUGCCUAUCAUGCUUGAUACAUCUACAUCUACCAUGCAACAGGCUGAUGCUCAUGGGUCUCUGGUUCUCGAAGUUGAAGCUGCCGCAACACCGCGACUUCCCACCUGGCACAGGCGUGUAGGUGACGAGUGUCCGACGUUCUCGGACAGAAAGGAGAAGACAAAGUUAAGAAAGAUGUGUCCGCCUGCACCGCUAUCGCUCAACAGUACAUCAACCAAGACAAUCCUCGCCAUCCAGGUUGAGCCUUCUCCUCUUGAGUCCCCGGGGCAAGCCAUCCGACAGAUACAGGCGCAGCUGAGGAAACUUGAUGAGCUCGACCAGGCUACUCCGCAGAGCGCCGCGCGCCGUCUAGCGCUGCUUGCAGACCUUGAACGUGAAAUCGGACAGCAGGCGGAGCAUUGGCAGGAGAUUAAGCAUGAUAUGGGUCGCGAUUCCAUGUCCAGUAUGCAAACAACCUCUCUUGCAGGCCGCGACUCGCGGCACGAGUCUGUGGCAAGCGUUAUUGACGUCGCUCGCGGGUCCAUUCGGCAAAGCAUCGGGGGAGAACGCCGAGUCUCGCGCCCUGCUCGUUCGCAGAAAAACGGCAAUCUCAAGGUUCCAGAUGCAGCCGUACGGAACGGGGGAAGCCCCGAGAUGAGCAAAUGGCAAAAGAGGCUAACCGAGGCCCAAAUGGACUACAUGGACGCGCAGCUCCUCCGUGGCAGCAACGUGACUUUUCUGCAAUUGUCAAGAGCCCAGCUGGUUAGUCCUACUCCUCCGGACUCGGACGACUCAGAGGAUGAGGUCGCAACUUUGUCAAAUCUUCCUGGUUAUGUCCCGGCCGAACAGGCGUCGGAAGCAGAGCUGACACACUCCUCGCUCUGGACGAGGCCAUCAAAGGAAUCGGGCUUGCAAACUGGCUUCCUCUGGUCAUCGGUUUCAAAGCCUCCCCCAGAAACUGAGGUUCCGCUCCCGGGGCUCUUGGUGCGGCCAGCGCAGCGAAAGGAGUGGGCUUCUCUCCGAAUCGAGAGCUCGCAGCUCUGGCGUAAGCCGCACAUUACCGCCAACCGCGCGGCAUCAGGUCUGUGGCGGCCAGUGUGGGCUUCCGCGGCGCCGCCUGCUGAAGCAGUAGUUUGGGCCUCUCCAAAGACAGCCUCAGUGUCGCAAAAGCAACCACACCCGAUAACACAACGGCCUCCACGGCGUAACAAGCGCGUAACUCUGCUUCCAGACAUCCUUGAAAGCCCGGAGCCGCUGCCAGACAAGCGCGGUACUUUGGGGAUUUUUCAGUUCCCUUGGGGCGAAAAAUCUGACACGGCACGCAUCCAGCCGCGUGCGAGCAUGUACAGGGCUAUGCCUGGCACCAUGACCUCCGGCGGCCCGUCUCUUGGUAUGCCGGUAGGUGCAGGCUCCAAACAUCUCGAGUCCCCCGAGUACUCUUCUUCCUUCUUUGACUACUACGAUAAUGACGAGGACGACAACAUGGGUUUGGACUCGGAUGAGGAGGACAGCGACGAUGGUUUCGAUGAGACAACGCUCUGGGAGAUCGCCAGUCUGCUGAAGACGGACGCGUUACCCUCUAGGGACAGUCUUCUACCACCGCCAUCCGGCUCGGUUGUGGAUGACUACGCGGACGAGCUUACCUCGGACGAGGAGUCACAGUCGUCGGGAGAACGGUUUACUGUCAUUGGCCUGGCCGAACCCCGACAGCCGGUGCACGAGGAACAUCGCGACUCAGCAACGAUCGAGAGCUCGACGUUGUUGCUGCUUGAAGAUGCGCUUGAGUCCAAGGCGUCACCCAAGUUGGCUGCCAGAAUUGGCGUGCCUGCAGACCCAAAGCCGUCUGUCGCGCUCCAACUUAGCCGCACGGCCAUUACACCAGUUUCUGAGGUAACGCCAGCAUCUGAAGUGUCUCGGAUGCCACGCCACACCCCCGAGGUAGAGACAGCCAACACCGCUCAGCAGCUAGGAUCAACUGGACUGUGGAACCCUCCCAGCCAAGCGGAUACACCCGCCGCGCGAGGAGGAGGCUUGUUUGUGCCCCAGCCCAGGCGCUUGGGGUACCGUGGAACGUCCGAAGAGCCGGCUGCCAACUACAUCUGCCGGAAGCCGCGCCCGGCGGGGCUGAAGCCGUUGGAGAGCUUGAAAUCGACACAGCUCUGGGAACGUAGGACCGCUGUGAAGAAGAGUAAGAGGAAUUGGAUCCUAGGGGCAACGGCAAAGCCCUCGGAGAGCGGGGAUCAAGGACCUCAUGCAGGCCGCAACGACUGGAAGUCCGCUUUAGAUGACGCGAUCGCGGCCGACAACCCGCACUCCAAGCUGGUCCGGGUCAUUGCUACCCCAGCACAGUCCCCGCGACGGAUCCCAGAAUUUGACUCGGCUGUUCGCCACCCCGUGUUUGCCGCCAGCUCCGUCGUCACCCGGUUUGAGUGGUCCCACCCGGCAGCGGCAGGCUACACGUAUGACGUGUCCAUUGUCCACCCGGUGUUCUUCGGCUCCCUGGCUAUAACAUGUCCCAAAGAGGCCGUCCACCCAACGUUCUCGGCCUACGCAGCCAGGAGACUUGAGCCCCGGCGCUCCACGCAACAACAGCGGUCCUCUGACUCGCUCAGCCGCAGUUCCAGCCAAACAGGGAGUCGGCAUAAAGACGAGGUUCCCGCCCAGACCCAAAUCCGUGCUCAAGAGCACGAGGGAUGGAACGAAGCGUACACGCCCAGUGCCCCACCCUUGCCUACCCCUCUGGCUCUGGAACGGCUGGAGAUUUCCCACCGCAACGCCGUCACAAUUCAGGCGCAGAUCGAGGCGCUAGAGCAGGAGAGGCUGCUUGCCGAGGGCGCCACGCAGGAGGAGUACCGUUGGCGGGGGACGACGACGACGAUCAUGGCCGUGACUGCCGGCGAGACAACAGCAGGGCCAGCUGCGGCGGAGGUAGACGCGCUGAUGACGAUGCCGGCUGCGGUCUUGACGGUGCAGGAUCUGCAGCGGCAGUUGAGUAUGGCGAUCCGGCAGUCGCUUGUGUUUGCUGGCAAAUCUCGGGUUGCUUCUGGGGCAGUGUCGAGGGCUGAGCCGAAGAGCGAGAACAAAAGCGACAAACUAGCUGUUACGGCUGCGCAAGUCGAGCCACCCCGUCAGAGUUCGCUCCUCUGGACCCCUAUCCCUCGCCUUACUUCGCCAGUCGUGUCUUCCACAACCGGGUUAUGGUUGGCAAAUUCAUCUUCUUUUGCCGCCCCCUCUUGGACAGCAGAAGAAAAAGACGCGAUGGCGGCGUCGCGGAGGAGAAGGGUGGUACAGACGAGACAACGUAGACAAGAGAUGCUGGCGCAAAUUGCGGCUGGCGAGAGCGUGGUGAACGCUUUUGUUGACUUUGGCGGGAUGGGGCUAUGGGAGUACGGGGUGGGUGGUGAUAAGAAAAGCGCCGGUGACGAGAGGGAAAGGGGGUUGGGGAGGGACUGGUUGCAUAGUGUGUGUGAGAGGAGGACGAGGGGAGUUGUGUUGAGGCAUUAGGAUGGGGAUCUUGAGGUGAUGUGGUGUACGAAGGAAGUUGAGGAUUGGGGCUUUUUUUUCUUUUGUACAUUCUGAGAGAAGUUAGGUUCUUAAUAUCCGGUUGUGGAAUGGUGGAGUGCCCUGAUUGUUUCAAGAGUCUGUCCCUCAGCGGCCACUGUCAUGAAUACUUGGGCCCGAACUGCUGCUGGGUGAUGGCGGGCAAUUCCUGUAUGCAAAAGAUGCAGGAUGAUGGAUAGACAAUUGGCGUUGUCCGUAGUCCUAUGCGUGUGUAUACUUUUGCGGCUGGGGAGUGUUUUCAGGGGCCACGGGUGAUUUCGAUCUGGGUAGGCUACCCAGUACGGAUUAGUUGGCUUCUUGAGUUCGGCUUUGACGACUGGCCCUGGGGUCUAGUGUAGAGUCGACCAUUGCCUACCUAUGGU
Parathielavia appendiculata is the source of this 6573-nucleotide messenger RNA. RefSeq lists its product as uncharacterized. Lineage: Eukaryota; Fungi; Ascomycota; Sordariomycetes; Sordariales; Chaetomiaceae. The record is from RefSeq and is a predicted model, not a curated record. The transcript has 4 exons. Bases 32 to 6154 code for a protein of 2040 amino acids.